This is a messenger RNA of Sphaerulina musiva SO2202, 3300 nucleotides long. RefSeq lists its product as uncharacterized. NCBI's taxonomy places the organism in Eukaryota, Fungi, Ascomycota, Dothideomycetes, Mycosphaerellales, Mycosphaerellaceae. The transcript is spliced from 3 exons. Bases 1732 to 3249 code for a protein of 505 amino acids. The record is from RefSeq and is a predicted model, not a curated record.
GCUGAAGGUACUGGAUUCUUAGGUCAUGGCCAAAUCGGGCAAUUUGAAGUGCGUGGUGAUCGGCGCAGGCCCCGUGGGUGCACUGGCGGGCCUCUAUGCUGCCAGACGAGGGUGGCAAGUGGAAGUGUAUGAUCUGAGGCCUGAUCUGCGAGAUGCAUCAACCACACCUCUCAACUUCACAAAAAGCAUCAAUCUGGCUCUGUCGGAGCGAGGCAUCAAUGCCUUACGGCAGUCCGAUUCUCCCGAGCUUCUCGAGGCCAUCAUGAACGCGACCAUACCCAUGUACGGACGCAUGAUCCAUGGCAAGGACUCCAGUGGCAGUUGGACUGAAGUUGCCCAACCCUACGAUGUGAACGGGCGCGCCAUCAAUGCCGUAGAUCGAGGUGAUCUCAAUACACGCUUGUUGGAUGAACUCGAAGACAUGCCCAACGUUAAGCUGCGUUUUGGGCACAAGAUCACUGGGGUUGACUUUCGGCGACGAUUGGCUUGGCUAGAACAGAAGGGCACCUCCAGACGACCGAGCGAGAACACUCGGUUCAGUGGACGACCUGGACGACCCGAGGAGAUUGAGAUCGACUUCGAUCUGAUUCUAGGCUGUGAUGGUGCCCACAGCAGUGUGCGUUUUCACAUGAUGAAGUUCGUGCGGCUUGACUUCCAGCAAACUUAUAUCGAUACGCUGUGGUGUGAGUUCCAGAUACCUCCAGCAAAGGCAGGGAGUUGCAAGACCGCAUCUGCAAAGGAUGGGUUUCGCACAAGUCCAAACCACCUACAUAUAUGGCCUGGCGCGGACAAAAUGUUCAUUGCGAUACCCAGCAUUGACAAGACCUUUACCUCGACCCUCUUCGCUCCGGCGGGCGACUUUGAGGCCCUCGAAGCAGAACCAGAGUCAGUUGAGCUCUACUUCAAGAAGCAUUUCCCUGGUGCUGUUGAUCUCAUCGGACCAGAGUUGAUGCGCGAGCAGUUCACGGAGAAUCCACAUUUGCCGCUAGUCAACAUCAAGUGCUCACCACACUAUUUCGAGGACUGUGGUGUAGUCCUAGGCGAUGCGGCACAUGCAAUGGUCCCCUUCUACGGCCAGGGCAUGAAUGCGGGAUUGGAAGAUGUUCGCGUGCUGUUCUCACAUCUGGACUCCAAUCCUGCAACAAGGGAAGGCCGUGCUCGAGCACUGAAAGAGUACAAUAGCGAACGCAUUGCGGAUGCACAUGCAAUCAAUGACCUCUCCAUGGCAAAUUUUUACGACAUGCGAGCGGGGACUACCUCGACCAUCGUCCAAUUGCGCAAGAAGAUCGAAGAGUUCUUGUCGGACAAGCUUCCAAGCACCGGUUUCGCCACGCAGUACAGCAGAGUGAGCUUUAGUAAUCAACGCUAUUCCGAGGUGAUCAAGGCCGUCAACAAACAGAAGAAGGUUCUCAUUGAAGGCAUGGCAGUCACGACGGUAUUGCCCGUUCUCGGCCUUACCGCUUGGUUGACAAUGCGUUGGUACCAUGGAAAGUCUGAUGUAUUCGCUGGAUUUAGAUUGGUCGGCGAGACGAUUCGUCACAUGCUCGUGAAACAAUAGAUUUUGCUGCAUACCGACUUUAUGUCUUUUUAUUCCUCAGCGUUCCGGCCGGCCAAGGCCGCAAAAAUUCGAUAUCACUAUGGUGUCUCCGUACAGAGCCGCACGUUCACAGUGCGGUAUCCUGAUGCACUCCUACACGCUGGGUGAUAACGCUAUACGCUCAGGACCGCGAGAUGGGCUGCACUCCCAGCAAGUCGACAGCUCACGCCCUCGACAGGAGAACUGGAGACCGACAUGCAUUUGAGUCAGAAGAAGAAGAAGAAGCGGACCUAUCAGAACUUGAGGUCCUGUCCCGCAAGCGCAAGACCUCUCUCGCCAUACCUUUUCGUGCCAAAGGACCUUCUGUCGCUCAGAAAAGCCUCGAAGAGAUCUUGCCAGCAGCGGACGACCAGAUAAGCAAGCGGGGAAAGGACAUCAGACCUGUGGGAUGGGGUUUCUGGAAGACUAAAAAAGACAGGCAGGAAUUCAUACGCGCUGCGUUGAUCGUUCUCUCCGGGAAUGGCUUCCGUACCAUCUCAGGCUAUCGAGUCGAAAUGUUCUUCCCUCGCUGCGGCAUGGAGCUGCUGGCCUACCGCGCCGCCCUAGCAGUCAUGGCCGACAGUGACGUGGUCAUUUACAGCUUCAUGGGCCGUCAGUUCGGAGUAGAUCGAAAGUCUGCAUUCCAAGAACUCAUAUUAGAUGUGGAAGCAAUGCUCGAACAUCAUCUCCACAAUGGAAACACUCAUAUCAGUAGGCAUGGAAUUGGAGGUGGCCAGAGAGAACUAGAACAACAGUUGAGGAAUCGCGCGAUCCGAAGGGGCGUCGAGGAGAUGAUUGACCCUUCAGAAGCGGCACAUGCUAUGAACGGGCUUGUGGAGCCGUAUUUGUUCAACCGAAACCACAAUCAUGGUGGGUUUGUGAUGGGUGAAGUAGGGAUUCCCGAUGCUGCCGCAGCACCCAGUCCCCAUCCGACGACAGGUGGUGCUGGAGCGGUUCCUUAUGGUGACUGGAUGCGACCUCAUAAUGCCGCAGCUCCACCUCAGAGGGCACGCCAAAUGUGGCCCCGGUCUAUGCCACUGGAACGUCAGACUCUGUCGAAUAUGGCCGGUUUGACGAGGAGGGAAAGCUACCCGAAUCACGCUUCUGGAAACAUCGAGGCAGGAAGCAGCUUUGGUGCACACGCGCACGACAGAACCCAUUCCAUGCCCGCGUCGCGCUCGGGGCCCAGCAAUACUAUGCCUGCUGCACCUCCUCUGGCCUCGUUGUCGGACGCAUCAACGGGCUACAUGUACCUUUCCACUCCCGCUUCUGACGUCCGACAGGAUGCGACGUCAGCUUCUUCGGGACCUUCUCAAUCCGCUGCACUACACCAGCUCUUCCAAUCCGGACCUAUCCCCGCCAUGCCAGACGUGCCGAACCACGCUUUGGGUGAAGUCUCUGAUAGCACCAGUAUCUCGCCGCUGGAAAGUGCUCGAUCGCCUCUUGUUGCUUCCGCCACUAAUGUUCCCAUGGUCGAGGAGCCUCAGCCUGUGACGAAGACAAGCGGUUCCACAGGGAAGGCCAGGACCAAGAAUCAGCUCUCCAAUGAUAAGGGAAAGAGGAGCAUGAUUCGCAACAUGAGGGCGAGGCCGAGCACUCAGAUGCAAUACUUUGGUUUAGACAAGUUGGAAGAGGAUGCGGAGAAUUCGGAAGAGGGGAAGUUGUUCGCAUAGUCGGUGGAAAUGUGCAGAAGUGCAGCAAGGCGCGGAUACACUGAUGAGGAC